Morone saxatilis (striped sea-bass) is the source of this 2007-nucleotide messenger RNA. It is a transcript of the gene tab1, whose product is annotated as TGF-beta activated kinase 1/MAP3K7 binding protein 1. The transcript is spliced from 11 exons. Gene Ontology annotation, biological process: protein dephosphorylation. Gene Ontology annotation, molecular function: protein serine/threonine phosphatase activity. Gene Ontology annotation, cellular component: cytosol. Lineage: Eukaryota; Metazoa; Chordata; Actinopteri; Moronidae. The record is from RefSeq and is a predicted model, not a curated record. Bases 30 to 1556 code for a protein of 508 amino acids.
GUCCGUGAACGCAACGAGUACCGUCCAACAUGGCGGCCCAGCGUAGGAAUUUGAUGCAGAGCAGAGAACAGCAUCAGAGCUGGACAGACGACCUGCCGCUGUGUCAGAUGUGCGGGGUCGGCACUGCACCCAACUGUGUCUACGGCCCCGAUGGUAAAGGAACUCAGAGCCACACCAACGAGGACGGACACCUCGGGUUCAGAGGCGAGGAUGGCUGUUUCCUGUACGGGGUUUUUAACGGCUAUGACGGCAGCAGAGUGGCCAGUUUUGCCUCCCAGUGUCUGACAGCUGAGCUACUGCUGGGACAGCUCAACUCCAGUCACACAGACAACGACGUCCGCAGGAUUCUCACGCAGGCCUUCGAUGUGGUGGAGAAGAGCUACUUUGAGACGAUAGAUGAUGCUCUGGCUGAGAAAGCCAACCUGUCCAACUACCUCCCACCACACAAUGAGAAUGUGUCAUUCCACCAUUCCUCUCAGAGUCAGAAGGUGCAGGACCGUCUGAAAGAGCUGGAGCAGGAGGUGUCAGGAGGAGCUACGGCCGUGGUGGCGCUGAUCCUCAACAACAAGCUCUACAUCGCCAACGUUGGUACCAACCGAGCACUGCUGUGCAAGUCCAGCAGCGAUGGCCAGAACCAGGUUCUCCAGAUUGGCCGACCACACAGCACUGACAAUGAAGACGAGCUGCAGAGACUGGCUGCUCUGGGUGUGGAUUCAGCUCGUGUAAGGCAGGCGGGGCAGAUUGCUGGUCAGAGCAGCACCAGGAGGCUCGGAGACUACCCAGUGAAGUUCAACUACAAUGAAAUUGACUUGCUCAGUGCGGCCAAGACAAGGCCAGUCAUUGCGGAGCCAGAGAUUCACGGCAGCCAGUCUUUAGACAGCGUGACAGGCUUUUUAUUGCUGAUGUCAGAGGGUCUCAUCAAUGCCCUUGAGUCCGCCCACGGCCCCGAACAGGCCAAUCAGGAAAUUGUUGCCAUGGUAGCAGCAGAGCUGGCCCAGCAGAGCAGUCUGGAGGCAACAGCUCAGUCGGUGGUGGACCGCAUUAAACGGCUGCACCACGACGUCUACGUUUCCGGCCGUCAGAGGGCAGCCUACUGUUCUCGGCACGAGGACAUGACCCUGCUCAUCCGCACGCUCAACUACACGCUGGCUGACGGAGCGCACACGCCCACACAGGGUGGCCGUAUCUACCCAGUGUCAGUGCCCUAUUCCAACAGCCAGAGCACCAGUAAAACCAGUGUCACCCUCUCGCUGGUCAUGCCCUCCCAAGGUACCCUCACCAAUGGAACCAACACUGCCUCCACCCUGGAGGAAGGCACACCAACGCCAGGCAGUCAGAGCCCCACGGCCACCCUCCAGUCCACCAACACCCAGACGCAGAGCUCCAGCUCCAGCUCGGGAGAUGGAAGCCUGUUCCGCCAGAGGGGCAGCCAGGCAGCUCAGCCCGAUGAGACGGGCAGGGUCCCGCCUUAUGUGGACUUCAGUCAGUUUUACCGCCUGUGGGGAAGUGACCACAGCGACGGCCAGAGCACCCAGGGAGGACUGGGACCCCAGUAAGAAGGCCAAGGACGGGUACUGGGUGCUAGUUUGAAAGAGAUGGACUGGGUUUUCUAGCAGCGAGGAAGCACAUGGAUUCAGAGGAACAAAGAUUUUAAGAGGUGGUUGGGAUGACCGAUAAAAUACUAUUAUUGUAUCAUAACUAAAAAUAAGUGACCUAAAGGUGCAUGGAGACGCAUGGAGGAAGGACUGGGGAUCUCAAGGUGUUGCUGUUAAACAGUGGGCGAAGCCAGUGUGCAGGCAAUAACCCUGAAACAGAGAAAAUGGUGUUGUGUGUGAAGUGAUGUUUGCUCCUCUGUAAUAGAUGCUGGUCAUGAGUGAUUGUAAAUAUAUGUAAUCCAGAUUGUAGCCAUUAUUGUCGGAUGUAAAAAUGUGUAUCUGCAAACAGGAAUCUCAUUUGAGGGUUUGUGGAGUUGAGAAUGAUUACAUACUGUAAGGCCUUAAAAUGAAA